AUGGCAAAAUUUAUCAACAGUACGGAGGCAAGAAUUCAAGGGAUAGAAACUCAAUUUGGACAACUUGUUCAAGCAAUUUCGGUAAGGCCACAAGGAGGAUUACCCAGCAAUACCGAGAAGAAUCCCAGGGAACAAGUAAAGGCCAUCACUCUACAAAGUGGAAAAGAACUUAGAAAAGAAGAAAAAGAUGAUGAGCAGGUAAAAGAGGAAGAAAGCCAAAACCUUGAAGCCAAAGAAGGAGACUACGAGUCAUCAAUGGAGAAAAAGGGAAGUUCUUUUACUCUUAAUUUAAAAUCCUACAAACCCCCUCUUCCUUUUCCUAAAAGAUUUCUUAAGGCUAACUUGGAUAAGCAAUUUGCUAAAUUUCUAAAGGUGUUUCAAAAGUUGCAUAUUAACAUUCGUCUUCUUGAUGCUAUUUCUCAGAUGCCAAAUUAUGCCAAAUUUUUGAAGGAAAUAAUUUCAAAUAAAAGAAAGUUGGAGGAGUUUGAGAUGGUAAAACUUAAUGAGGAAUGCUCAGCAAUCCUACAAAAUAUAUUACCUCCAAAACUCAAGGAUCUAGGGAGCUUCUCUAUUCCGUGCACCAUUGGUGAAAUUAAUUUUGAUAAGGCUUUAUGUGAUCUUGGUGCAAGCAUUAAUUUUAUGCCUUUUUCUGUCUUCGAGAAGCUUGGGUUGAAGGAGCCAACACCUACCACUGUUUCUCUACAUUUGGCUGACAGAAGUAUCAAAUAUCCAAGGGGAGUAGUGGAAGAUGUUUUGGCAAAAGUAGAUAAAUUUAAUUUUCCUGUUGACUUCACCGUUUUGGAUAUGGAAGAAGAUUAUGAUAUGCCCCUAAUUUUAGAGAGACCUAUUCUUGUCAUAGGAAGAGCUUUAAUUGAUGUCCAACAAGGAAAACUUAGCCUUAGGAUUAAUGAUGAAGAAGUUGUUUUUAAUGUGUUUAAGGAUAUGAAACAUUCUAAUGAUGAAAAAGAAGUCUUAAUGAUAGAUUGCAUUGAUGAUUUGGUAGAAAGAAAAUUUCAUGCAUUUAGGUUAGAUGAUCCUAUAGAAAAUUGCAUUGCUAACUCUUCUAAUGUGAAUGAACAAAUUUUAGAUGAGAAGCAUAAGGAGGCCAGGCCAUAG
Messenger RNA from Nelumbo nucifera (sacred lotus), 1116 nucleotides. RefSeq lists its product as uncharacterized. The record is from RefSeq and is a predicted model, not a curated record. Lineage: Eukaryota; Viridiplantae; Streptophyta; Magnoliopsida; Proteales; Nelumbonaceae.